AAGCCGCCUCCGCCAGCUCUGCUUCUGUCAAACUGAUCUCCUGCGGCUGUGACGGACCGAGCACACGAUCCACAGGCGCAGUAGCAGAGGCAGGGUGAGUGACUGGGGAUGCGUUCACCUGCUGCUCCCAAAAAACAGGAGAAGAGAUAUUAGAGGAAAAAUGAGACCAGGGAGCGGUUCACCUCUCGCGUGGAUCUUCUGAACAUGUUACCUCAGCACCUGAAGCAAAUCCGAGUCCUCAUGUUGAACGACAAGGAGAACCUCGAGAGGACCCUGUUCAGACUGGAACAAGGGUUUGAGCUACAGUUCCGCCUGGGCCCCAGUCUGCAGGGUCGGAGGGUACAGGUCCACACGAACUACCCUCUGCAUGGACAGCCAUUCAGACGAGACGUGUUCAGAGUGCUCGCCUGGAACUACCCAUCGGGCCGCGACGAUGACUCCGACAAGUACUGUUCCCUGGACCUCAAGGUCGCGGGCUCCUACCAGUACUACUUCGGAUAUGGAGAUAUUGAGCGCUCGGGCGGGGGCUACAUCGUGGUGGACCCUGUGCUGCGCGUGGGGGUGGAUAAUCACGUCCUGCCCCUGGACUGUGUGACCAUCCAGACCUACCUGUCCAAGUGUUUAGGAAAGUUUGACGACUGGACCGACCGACUGCGUGUCGCCAAGGAGACAGGGUACAACAUGAUCCACUUCACCCCGCUGCAGACCCUGGGGGAGUCGCGCUCCUGCUACUCUCUGGCCGACCAGUUGACCUUUAACCCCGAAUUCAGUUCUGCGGGGCAGAGUUACGGCUGGGAGGAUGUGGGUGCACUGGUGGAGAUGUUCAGGACCGAGUGGAACAUGAUCUGUAUCACCGAUGUGGUCUACAAUCACACAGCGGCCAACAGCGUGUGGAUCAGGGAGCACCCGGAGUGUGGGUACAACCUGGUGAACUCUCCUCACCUCAGACCAGCCUGGGUACUGGACCGGGCCCUCUGGCACCUGACCACCCGCACCGCACAGGGGCGUUAUGAGGCGAAGGGGCUGCCCGCGGACAUCACAGAGGACAAACACCUGCAGGCUUUGCGCACUGUGAUACGGGAGGACAUUUUCCCUCAGAUCAAACUGUGGGAGUUCUUCCAGGUGGACGUGGACAAGGCCAUGCAGGAGUUCCACUCCCUGGUGCUGAAUGGUGUGGAGGCGGACCACAGUAAAACCGGGGGGGUCAAACGCCUGAAGAUCAUCCACGACCCAGAGUACAGGCGCUAUGGCAACACGGUGGAUAUGGACUCUGCGCUGGAGACGUUUGUUCCUUUAAGCUUGUCCACACCACACGUGGAGGACUGCUGUGACCGGUUCAGAGACAAACUCACUCAGCUCAAUGAUGAACAGUACAAACUGAUGCAGCAGCACCAGGAGCAGGCCAUCAACUGCAUCAUGGGAAAUGUAGUGUAUGAGCGACUGGCUGGACACGGACCCAAACUAGGACCUGUUACCAAGAAGGAUCCACUGGUCACAAGAUAUUUUGCGUUCCCUUAUGGAGACAUGACUCUGGAGGAGGAGAUGCUGCUGCUCGAUGAUCCUGAGAAGUGUGUUCACUUUCUGGCUCACAACGGCUGGGUGAUGGGAGACGACCCUCUGCGCAACUUUGCUGAACCAGGUUCAAACGUGUACCUGAGGAGGGAGCUGGUGGCCUGGGGCGACAGUGUGAAGCUGCGUUACGGGAAAAGCCCUGAGGACUGCCCCUAUCUGUGGGAGCACAUGAAGACGUACACAGAGAUCACAGCCACGCACUUCCAUGGAGUACGACUGGACAACUGCCACUCCACCCCCCUGCACGUCGCUGAGUACAUGCUGGACGUUGCCCGCGGUGUGCGUCCUAACCUGUACGUGGUGGCUGAGCUGUUUACGGGCAGUGAGGAGCUGGAUAACGUGUUCGUGACCAAGCUGGGCAUCUCCUCUCUCAUCAGAGAGGCCAUGUCAGCGGGGGACAGUCAUGAGGAGGGCCGUUUGGUGUACCGCUACGGAGGAGAGCCCGUGGGCGCCUUUGUCCAGCCCAGCCUGCGCCCGCUCAUGCCCUCCAUCGCACACGCCAUGUUCCUGGACGUAACCCAUGACAACGAGUGUCCCAUCCAGCUGCGUUCGGCUCUGGACUCUCUGCCCAGCUCUGCCAUUGUGUCCAUGGCCUGCUGUGCCACGGGCUCCACCAGAGGGUACGACGAGCUCGUGCCACACCAGAUCUCUGUGGUGAAAGAGGAGCGUUUCUACCCCAAAUGGAACCCCUCGGCCUCCCUCUCCUCGUUGGGGGAGGUGGGCCCGCAAACUGGCAUUGUGGCUGGGAAACUGGCACUGAACAAACUGCACCAGGAGCUGGCAGCACAGGGUUUCAUUCAGGUGUACGUGGACCAGGUGGACGCAGACAUCGUGGCCAUCACUCGUCACUGCCCCAGCACACACCAGUCUGUGGUGGCCGUGUGCAGGACCGCCUUCCAUGACCCCAAAACCCACCACUACGACUCCAAUGUGCCCCCCAUGUUUAUCCCAGGUAAGAUUGAGGAGGUGGUCCUGGAGGCUCGGACAGUGGAGAGGAAAGCUGAUAACUUCGAGAAAGACGGCAAGUUCAUCAACGGGCUGCCCCAGUACACUGUGGAGAUUAAAGAACAUAUAUCGCUGGAGCAGAGCACAGUGGUGAAGCACUCUGCAGUCACAGCUAAAGAUCGCUCUGAGUUUGUCCAAGAGAUCACGUUUGAGAAGCUCACCCCGGGCAGCGUCAUCGCCUUCAGGGUGAGUCUGGACCCCAAAGCCCAGCAGGUGGUGGGGGUGCUGAGGUAUUACCUGUCCCAGUUCAGUCCUAAGUUCCGCAAAGGAAGUACAGCUGACGACAACCCCCCCGAGGUGCUCCAGAAGCCCCUCUCCCAGCUCAUGUCCAAGCUGUCCCUGGCUGACAUGAACGUGCUGCUGUUCCGCUGUGAUGCUGAGGAGCAGGAGGAUGGAGGAGGCUGUUACAGUAUUCCAGGCUGGGAGAGCCUCAAGUACGCCGGCCUGCAAGGUCUGGUGUCUGUGAUGGCCAACAUCCGUCCCAACAAUGACCUGGGCCACCCUGUGUGUGCCAACCUCAGACAGGGAGACUGGCUCCUGGACUUCACCUCCAAACGCCUGAUCUCCAAAGAAGGGCCCCUGGCACAGGUGGGCGAGUGGCUGGCAGCCAUGUUUAAAUACCUGAAGCACAUCCCUCGUUACCUCAUCCCCUGUUACUUUGAUGCCAUCUUGGUCUCCACUUAUACCACGGCUUUGGACUCCACCUACAAGCUCAUGUCCAGUUUUGUCCAGAACGGCUCGAGCUUCGUGCGACACUUGGCUCUGGGCUCUGUGCAGAUGUGCAAUGUGGGCAGACUCCCCGCUCUGCCUCCGCUCUCAGACAAACUGGAGGGAGUGCCGUACCGCCUCAACCCCAUCAGCGGAGAGAAGGAGCAGUGCUGUGUGUCAAUGGCUGCAGGUCUCCCUCACUUCUCUGCUGGGAUCUUCCGCUGCUGGGGCCGAGACACAUUCAUCGCUUUGAGAGGACUCAUGCUACUCACAGGAAGACACCUGGAGGCCCGUAACAUCAUCCUGGCGUUCGCGGGGACUCUUCGUCACGGGCUCAUCCCAAACCUGCUGGGAGAGGGCCGAGGUGCUCGCUACAACUGCAGAGACGCCGUGUGGUGGUGGCUCCAGUGCAUCCAGGAUUAUGCGAACCACGUCCCUCAGGGCCAUGAGAUCCUGCUCUGUCCCGUGUCUCGCAUGUACCCCACUGAUGACAGUCAGCCCCUCCCCCCAGGACAAGUGGAACAGCCCCUGUAUGAUGUGAUCCAGGAGGUUCUGCAGCGCCACCUGGAGGGCAUCUCCUUCAGAGAGAGGAACGCAGGGCCCAAGAUCGACAUGCAGAUGAGAGACGAGGGCUUCAACGUGGAGGUCAAAGUGGAUCCAAAAACAGGCUUUGUCUCUGGAGGGAACCGUUUUAACUGCGGCACGUGGAUGGACAAAAUGGGAGAGAGUGAGAGGGCCAGGAACAAAGGCAUGCCCGCUACUCCCAGAGAUGGUGCAGCUGUGGAGAUCGUGGGUCUGAGCAAGUCUGCUGUGCGCUGGGUGGUGGACCUGCACUCUAAAGGACUGUUCCCUUACGACGGAGUCACAAUCCAAAACAAUGGCACAGAGUCCUUCGUGUCCUACGCCCAGUGGAACCAGCAGAUCCAGGCCUCCUUUGAGACUCACUUCUGGGUGUCCGAGGACCUCCACGACCCCAACGAGAAGCACCCUGAGCUGGUGCACAAGAGGGGCAUCUACAAGGACAGCCACGGAGCCUCCAGCCCCUGGUGCGACUACCAACUCCGGCCCAACUUCACCAUCGCCAUGGUGGUGGCUCCAGAGCUGUUCACUGUGGAUCAUGCCUGGAGCGCUUUGGAAAUGGCCGAGAAGAAGCUGCUGGGGCCUCUGGGCAUGAAGACCCUGGACCCAGAUGACAUGGUUUACUGUGGCAUCUAUGACAACUCUCUGGACAAUGACAACUACAACCUGGCCAAGGGAUUCAACUACCACCAGGGACCUGAGUGGCUGUGGCCUGUGGGAUACUUCCUCCGAGCCAAACUCUACUUUGCAAAGAAGAAGGAAGAAGAGAGAGACAGUGUGACUCUGGUGAAGAACGUGCUGUCCAGACACUACACUCACCUGGAGAGGUCUCCAUGGAAAGGUCUCCCUGAGCUGACCAAUGAGAAUGGUCAGUACUGUCCGUUCAGCUGUGAGACUCAGGCCUGGUCCCUGGCCACUGUGCUGGAGGUGCUCUAUGACCUUUAAACUCAUUGUAACAACAUGAACCCUGAGAGAUAAACAGUGUAGUACUAACCCACAUCACUGCAUCACACAUGUGCAAUACAGAGGCCAGACUGUCCUGAGCGCACGCUCACAGGACUUUCCGGCUUUUAGCAUUUCAGCUGUCUACUUUUGUCAUUGUGCAAUCAUCUUUUACUUGUUACAUCAUUGCAAUAUGAGGGGAUUUGAAUGAACAUUUUAAGACUUAUUAAAGUGGGACUAAACAACUAAACUCCGCCCACAUCCACAUUUCAGACAGAGCUGCUAAACUGGGCAGUACCUGGAGGACUGAAGGGGGAGUGAGGGGGGAGGAGGGGUUUCUGAUUACAAGCACCUGGAUGUAAACAGGACAGUCUUGCUUGAUGUCACCAACUACUGGAAACUGCAGUUUUUUAGAUGUUUUUAACCAGAGUUUUUGCACCAAAUUUGCCCCAAAAUGAGUAGGAACAGUAGAUAAAGCUUUUAAAAUAUACACCAUUUAUUAGGGCAACUGUACUGUACAUUGCAAUAUCACAGCAGCAGAAAAGCAGAAAGGACUAAGUGGGCAUGGCUUUAAAUGAGUAAAGUUUUAGUAAUUUUUUUUCUCAUUGAUUACUGUUUUGUAAUCGGACACGUCUGAGCCUCUAGAGAUAAACUGCUGUUAGAAUAAACCUGUUUAACAUGUGACUUUAGUCGUUCAUGAAACCGCUGAAUGUCAUUUGACUAUAGAUGGAAAUGCACUUUAUAAAUAUGGGAAAAUACAUGAACUAUAGCAAAAGUAGGAAUCGUAACAAAAGGCAAAGAUGACUCAUGAUAAUCUAAUAUGCGAUGGAGAGGUGUUGAUAACCCUGUGACCUUUGACCCUUUGUAGUGUUUUUAGUGUAGAGUCUUCCACUCUCUCAUUGCCUUAUGCUCAGACUACUGUUACCAUGCACCUGAGACACUGGACAGACCAGAAUGCAUCCAUGUGAUCCACUGCUGCUGUAUCAAUGUUUAGUGUGGACUUUGUUGUAAUUCUAAAUGUCACAUAUUAAAGAACUGGUGCAUAUCUGUG
This is a messenger RNA of Boleophthalmus pectinirostris (great blue-spotted mudskipper), 5857 nucleotides long. RefSeq names its product amylo-alpha-1, 6-glucosidase, 4-alpha-glucanotransferase a (gene agla). The record is from RefSeq and is a predicted model, not a curated record. NCBI's taxonomy places the organism in Eukaryota, Metazoa, Chordata, Actinopteri, Gobiiformes, Gobiidae. The transcript has 36 exons. Gene Ontology annotation, molecular function: 4-alpha-glucanotransferase activity; amylo-alpha-1,6-glucosidase activity. The coding region runs from base 205 to 4809 and encodes 1534 amino acids. Gene Ontology annotation, biological process: glycogen catabolic process; glycogen biosynthetic process.